CUGAACCACGUCUUUUUCUUUUCUUUGAGAAAGUAAUCGUACUCCAAUUCUCAAAUCUCACGUAAAAGUACGUACAAGAAUCAAAAAUUCGAAUAAAUCGAAGAUGUCGUGGCAAUCAUACAUAGAUGAUCACUUGAUGGCGGAUAUUGAAGGUAACCACCUCGCCGCCGCCGCCAUCCUCGGUCAUGAUGGCAGUGUCUGGGCUCAGAGCACUACCUUCCCUCAGUUCAAGCCUGAUGAAAUCACUGCUAUCAUGAAUGAUUUUGAAAAUUCUGGUUCACUUGCUCCUACUGGUUUGUAUCUUGGUGGUAUUAAAUACAUGGUAAUUCAAGGUGAGCCUGGGGUUGUCAUCCGAGGGAAGAAGGGACCUGGUGGAGUUACAGUAAAAAAGACCACUAUGGCCUUAAUCAUUGGCAUCUAUGAUGAGCCAAUGACUCCAGGACAGUGCAACAUGGUUGUUGAAAAAAUUGGUGAUUAUCUUAUUGAUCAGGGUCUUUGAUUGUUUUGUGAAACCUGAUACAAGUAUCUGAUGUUGCUUUGGGGUCUUGUUCAUGACAAAUAGUCUGGUGUUUGAGAAGCGAUAAAUAGUGUGAUCUGUUCCUGAACUGAACAAGAUUUGUCUUUGCAUUUUCUGUUUAUGGAAAUUGUUAUCACGAUUUCUUGUGAAUAAAUUAUGUAUUUUUGAGUUUUUAAUUAUGGGUAUUUGGAUUUGCAUUA
Olea europaea var. sylvestris is the source of this 717-nucleotide messenger RNA. Its product is annotated as profilin-2-like. Lineage: Eukaryota; Viridiplantae; Streptophyta; Magnoliopsida; Lamiales; Oleaceae. The transcript is spliced from 4 exons. Gene Ontology annotation, cellular component: cell cortex. Bases 104 to 499 code for a protein of 131 amino acids. The record is from RefSeq and is a predicted model, not a curated record. Gene Ontology annotation, molecular function: actin monomer binding.